Anarrhichthys ocellatus (wolf-eel) is the source of this 3808-nucleotide messenger RNA. It is a transcript of the gene crbn, whose product is annotated as cereblon. Gene Ontology annotation, cellular component: Cul4A-RING E3 ubiquitin ligase complex. Gene Ontology annotation, biological process: protein ubiquitination. The transcript has 11 exons. Lineage: Eukaryota; Metazoa; Chordata; Actinopteri; Perciformes; Anarhichadidae. Bases 55 to 1404 code for a protein of 449 amino acids. The record is from RefSeq and is a predicted model, not a curated record.
UGCUGCACACUGAAGACGCCGUAGAAGAAGAGUUCGUAUUGUAAACACAAGGAUAUGGCUGACGAGAGGGGUGGAGGUGAAGACAACGUUAACGACAACAUGGGGAACCAGUUACAGCUCUUACCGGACAAUGAGGAAGAGGAGGAGGAAGAUGACAUGGAGACUGAAGACCGAGACAGCGAGGGAGCAGAGAAGCCCACCCUCAUCACCUUUGACCCCAGUCUUCCCACAUCCCAUGCCUACCUGGGUGCAGACAUGGAGGAGUUUCACGGCCGUACAGUCCACGAUGACGACAGCUUUCAGACCAUCCCUGUGCUGCCACACACGGCCGUGAUGCUGGUCCCGGGUCAGACGCUGCCACUGCAACUCUUCCGGCCGCAGGAGGUCAGCAUGAUGCGGAGCGUCAUCCAGAGAGACCGCACUUUUGCUGUGCUCUCACACAGCAGUGAUGCAGGUGACUCGGAGGCAGAGUUUGGGACAACAGCUGAAAUCUAUGCGUACCGAGAAGAGCAGGAAUAUGGCAUUGAAACUGUCAAAGUGAAAGCUGUAGGCAGGCAGAGGUUCAAGGUCCACGAGAUAAGAACUCAAGCAGACGGGAUCAGACAAGCUAAAGUACAGAUCCUUCCAGAAAGAAUCCUUCCAGAUCCCCUCUCUGCCCUGCAGCUGACUCACCUCUCUAGGCUCCACAUGCACCCCUCCUCCAAACCCCCGACUCAGAGCUGCAAACAGGCCCAGCGCUGGUGGAAUAAGUACCAGCAGAGAAAGUUCCAAUGUGCCAGUCUGACGCCAUGGCCGCCCUGGGUCUACGGACUCUACGACUCUGAGUCGCUCAUGAACAGAGUGAAGAAACAGCUCCAUGAAUGGGACGAGAAUCUGAAGGAUGACUCUCUCCCUAAGAACGCCGUAGACUUCUCCUACAGAGUGGCGGCCUGCCUGCCCAUAGACGACGCUCUGCGGCUCCAGCUGCUAAAGAUCGGCAGUGCCAUCCAGAGACUCCGCUGUGAGCUGGACAUCAUGGACCGGUGCACAUCACUGUGCUGUAAGCAGUGCCAGGACACAGAAAUCACCACUAAAAAUGAGAUCUUCAGCUUGUCUCUGUAUGGACCCAUGGCUGCAUACGUCAACCCUCACGGUUACGUCCAUGAAACCCUGACUGUCUUCAAAGCCAACAACCUCAACCUGGUCGGCAGGCCAUCCACACUGCACAGCUGGUUUCCAGGGUACGCCUGGACAAUUGCUCAGUGCCGGACCUGCGGGUCUCACAUGGGUUGGAAGUUCACAGCCACCAAGAAGGACUUGAGUCCACCUCGUUUCUGGGGUCUGACCCGUUCAGCUAUGCUCCCCCGUAUCCCCCCUGGCAAGGGGGAGGAGGGGAGAGAGGGCUCCCGCCUUUUCUGCCUGUGAUGUCGGACCAUCAGUUAUCGUAAAAAAAAAAAAAAAAAUCCUUACAAGCCUGGAUCUUCAUGCGCUCUCUUGCUGUGUUUACUUUUAGUGAUCGACGCAUCACACACCGUGCAGCAAAUCCAUCAUAUUAGUAGAAAGGUCAGUAGGCCUUAAAAUGGCACUCUAAGAGCAAAUUAGAACAGGGGGGAGGAAGUGAUUGUUCUCAAAGGUCCUUGAUAUGACGUCUAGGUGCAUUGUGAGAAAGAAAUAGAGACGAACAGAUUGAUUCCCUGACAUUGUAGCAUCCUAUCAUGCAGCUAGCUGAUCUGCACCCCUGUCCAGCUGAUUCUUUAGUAGCUGCAGACACACAAACAGUUUUCCUUUGAACUCCUUUCCUCUAUAUGACGGAGAGUUUGACUGCAUGCAGGUGAGAUAAAGAUCUUGUUGGUCUCCUACUUUAAUCUGUCGUUAAACCAACCAGAAAAUAUAAAUUCACUUCCUUUCAGCUGCUGUAGGACUUGAGAGGGAAUGAAAGUGCACUUGUACAUGUAGAUCUGUCUCUAGAGGGAAUAUUUUGAAUCUUGGAAUUAAAUUUGAUGUAUUUUUGUACGCUAGAAGAUUGGAAAGUAAUUUACCUACUCAUCCAUCUGUGCUUUCUAUUAUCACACCAGUUUUUUAAACAAUAAACAAAAAACUGAGGUGACGAUAACGACAAUGUGUAAUAUACUUGAUAUAAUCGCUGUCUGGUUUGUAUUCAACCAAGGCUCAUUGUCCUGUCAGAUCAUGUGCUUCAUGAAACAACAAAGAGAACAUUAGAGAUGUCUUCUUGGCGCCUGAUGGAGGGCUGUUUUUUUUUUUAAAUGUUAAAGCUUAAUAACACAGAGAGCGAGAAGAGCAUUUACCCGUCUUCAUUUGGUCAGUUCAUGUUGUGUGGCAUGUUAAAAUGCUGUGCCUACGCCCCAGCUCAGUGUCUUUUGAUAGGUUUGAUGAAUCCGUGAGCCACAGGUGUAAAUGACAGAUUGUAAAUGAUGAAGAGAUUUAAUUAAAAAAAAUUGUUGGGUAUUUUUUGUUUUUAGGGUCUCAGUUUUUUAGGACUUGUUGCAAGGUGCUGUCUCAUGUUUGUAUAAAUGUUGCUGUAAAUAUGAGGCAGAUAAAGCGUUUGUUGUGUAACAUAACUGGUGUUCUAGUGUUUAUAGAAUCUGGCUCUCAUUUCACGUGUCUCUUCAUGUCACAGAGAAUUGUUAUAAUCUUUUCAUCAGUAAGCUACAUCAUUGAUCGCAAUAAGAAAUCAUCUAGAAUGUGAAGAUGUUGGUUUGUCUAAUUUAAUGUUUUUGGAUAUUUUCAUAAAGGAAUACAUCCAGUCUUGACGGAUAUGAGAGUGCUAUUGUCACACAAUUCUUGGCAUUAAAGCAAAUUAGUGUAAUGUCUGAAAAUGUCAAAACUACUUUUAAAAGAGAGAUCGCUUUCAAUUUUAAAAUGACAUGUUUUUCUUGCAGCCAAAGCACGAUGUCGUGUGGAGGUUCGGGUCUGAGUCGACUUGUUUUCAAUGAAUCUUUCCUUAAGAGUACUCCAUGUUUUAACAUUGCCCCCCCAAUAACACUGUCAGACUAAAGGACAGUUGCAUUAUUUUAUAGAAAUCAAAGCAGCAGAAGAAUCCUUUUUUUUUAUUAUUCCACGCGUUCAUCAAUGUUAAUACUUGCCAUCGGCAUUACCCACAAUGCAUCUCAACCACUGGCAAUUUGGUUAGAGAUUCUGAUGUGUUAUGCCAGUGGUAGUAAUAGUUGUAUUUUUUUUAAGUUACAUUCACAUUUGAAAUGUUAUUUAUAGUUAUAUUUUGGACUCUUCAAAAGAUUAAUAUAUCAUUUUUUUUCAUAAAUGUUUUCAUACUGCAUGUACAAUCUAAAAUCCUGUGUUAAGCUUCCAAUAUUCUCUGUCAUAUCGCUGAUUCGGUGUUCACCAAGCUGUCAGGCUUUCAUGCACCCCCAACAAUAAAAUAGAUGCUUCACAGAAGAAAUCAUUGGCCUGCUUCCAAAGAUGGCUUUUGCCUGUUCUUUCUUGACAUUCAGUGUACCGCAGAGUACAAGAAAGCAUGCAGUAAUCCUGUGGCAGUUUGCUGAUGUACAUGUUUCAGCAGGAAUCUCAAGGCAGGGCGUGCAUCAAGAGGCAUCAAUGUGACCGUUUACACAACACGUGUGUGUGUCUGUGUAAAAACUUCACAUCUACAGGCAAAUGUACAUGCCUCCACUUUAUGUGUCUUCUGUGAAUAUAAUGAGUUAGCAGUGAAUUAAUCUUUUGUGCAGAUACACGUGGUUAGAGGAUUAUUUGUAUUCUAGUGCAGUGAAAGCCUAAUGAGUCAUGUGGACCAUGUGAGGGUCCCACAGAGGAACAUUAUAGUAAUAAAGUGGACAAGGUUUGGGACAUGCAA